AAUACGUAACCUAGUAAUUUGGUUGUUGAGUGGAUGAACACAAUGGAGGGUCCCAUUCCUGCACAUGUGAAGAUGUGAGGACCGAGAGGGUGUCUAGCGCCUACUACAUACGCACCUAAAACAAGCGAAUGUUUGUUGGUGAUAUCCUGCUUACUAUAUAGUCACACCUUACGUCUGUUAUAUUUUAAAUCAAAUCUGAAAUUGUUGGUCACAUGGCAGGUAGACAAUUUUCUUUUGUAUAUUUCCUGGUGACUUACAAGUUUCUUUCUGAAUUACGUAAUUUCUUUGAUGUUUUGGGUUUUCUAAUAGUUUGGGGAAAUACUAUUUCUCAUGUUAUCUUCUCAGCCUGAGUGAGUUAUCGUUACGUCACUGCUUUGACAGUAGUAACUACCUUGACACCUGGACUAUUUAAACACAUCGCCCAGUACUUUUUUAGUGUGAACAACUAAUUGUAAAAGUGCUGGAAAGAGAGAAACAGAUACGAUGGCCGUUAUCCCAUCGUGCUUCCAACUCACUGAAGAAUUCGGUAUUAAAUGGAUUCACCCAGACUAUUACAGUUGUUUGGAAUAUAUAGGAGGAGGCAGUUUCAGUAACGUGUCAUUUGCUCAUAACAAACUUACUGAAUCGAAGGUGGCCAUUAAGCAACUGUAUCGGCCUUUCUCUUCGUUGACUACAACUAAACGUACAUACCGCGAGGUCUGCUUGCUAAAACACAUGAAACACAAAAAUGUUAUCGAUCUGGUCGAUAUAUUUACAACAGCAAUAUGUAAAAAUGACUUGGAUAAUCUCUACCUCGUUUCCACAUUCUAUCCGAAAGAUUUGAAAACGAUGUUGAAAAGCGAGGAGAUGGGGUUACCCCUCAUCAAGUCCCUGGUCUACCAAAUAUUCUGUGGACUCUAUUAUAUUCAUUCAGCCGGGGUCAUCCACCGUGACUUAAAACCCAACAACAUCGGUGUUACGUCUGAUAAUUGCAUCAAAAUUAUGGAUUUUGGCCUGGCACGACAGGUCAGUCUUAAAAUGACGGGUUAUGUGCAAACCCGAUGGUACCGAGCUCCAGAAAUAAUCCUUAACUGGGAAAAAUACAAUCAGACAGCCGAUGUGUGGUCUGUGGGUUGUAUCCUGGGUGAAAUGUUAACAAAACAAGCUGUGAUUCGAGGGCAUAAUUUCAACGACCAGGUAAAGCAGAUAUUAUGUCUAGUCGGAACACCGGAUUAUGAAAUGCUAAAGAAAUUUACCAGUGAAGAUGCUAUGGAUAGGAUUAAACAAUUCGGAACCUUUGUAAAACAAGAUUUCUCAACUUUUUUUAAUACCACAGAUGAAGAUACACUUAAUCUUUUGGAUCAAAUAUUUAAUUUAGAUGUAGAUAACCGAAUCUCUGUGGACGAUGCAAUGAAACAUCGUUUCUUCGAGGACCAUUUCCAAAAGACUGACUGUAAGCAUGCGCCAAAUUUUUGUGACAGAUUUUGCGAUAUUGAAUUGAACCAAAUGGAAUGGUUAGGACUUAUUUACGAGGAAAUCAAAGACUUCAACUCUAAUACACAAACACACACAUAAUAUAAACUUCCAUUUCUGCGCUAUUUAAAAACAAAUGUUUUCAGAUUAUUUACGGAUCUCUUUUUUUAAAAAAAUGACUUUUAUUUCAAUUCCACAUUUGUCACAAAUACCUUAAAUUAUAGACAUUUAGGAAUCUAAAAAAAAAAAUAUUUCUCAACCUGAUCUAAGUCCAAUAAAGUUUAAAUACAGAUGUAAAUAGCUCUCAUAUACCGCUAUAUCGCCAAAGAAAGCCCCAAUAUUUUCUUUCUGUUUUGUUCAACAUGAUUUAAUCUUUUAAUUUAAGAAAGAAAUACAUUCAUUUUAAA
Messenger RNA from Octopus sinensis (East Asian common octopus), 1859 nucleotides. Its product is annotated as mitogen-activated protein kinase HOG1-like. Lineage: Eukaryota; Metazoa; Mollusca; Cephalopoda; Octopoda; Octopodidae. The record is from RefSeq and is a predicted model, not a curated record. Gene Ontology annotation, biological process: protein phosphorylation; intracellular signal transduction. Bases 484 to 1554 code for a protein of 356 amino acids. Gene Ontology annotation, molecular function: protein serine/threonine kinase activity; ATP binding. The transcript has a single exon. Gene Ontology annotation, cellular component: nucleus; cytoplasm.